Molecule: messenger RNA, 924 nt
Organism: Puccinia triticina
Lineage: Eukaryota; Fungi; Basidiomycota; Pucciniomycetes; Pucciniales; Pucciniaceae
Exons: 4
Coding region: 1-924 (307 amino acids)
Source: RefSeq, a predicted model, not a curated record
AUGGUCGAACAAAGUAGCUUUGCCCCUGCCAUCAACUUAGCUGCCCUCGAACUCUCUGCUGCAGCCUUCACUCAAAACUCUCAACGGAUUUCCGAAUCAAAUAACAUGCCUGCUCCCAACCGUUCUUCUACCGUUUUGGGCUCCCGCCCGCUCGCUAUUGUCACCAAACCCGCUCCCAAAAAGAGCCAAAAGCGCAUGCGCACUGAACCAGAAGACAAUGAUGAUCCUCACUAUCCCCAACCACUUGAGGAAUUGUUGAAGAUGACCAUCUUCCAGCUUAGGAAAGUUGCACAGGAACACUCGAAGCACGCCAUGUCAGCUGCUGAUGAGCAGUUUUUCCUUGAUUUCUAUGGCGAACAAGAAAUCCAGCUGGUGAUCAAAGCAAUCGAGCGUGGAGUUUUGAUGUCAAUGGUUAACUCCCUCUUGGGAAGGCGGUUGGCGUUUAAAGAGGCUAACCGAUGGAACCGAUUCCUCCAAACUGACCAGGCGCAAUUAAUAUUUCAACAGAGUGGCUUGGGAGUGAAUGACAAAAAUGUCAUGAAGGCACUUUCUGAAGCCUAUCACCAAUUGUCCGACGAGGAGAAGGCUGCGCUUGUGGCAGAACCAAUUGCAACUGAUCUGGCCGCCGACGGAACCCCGCUACAGGAAUCAAGCAAGGUGCAAGCUAUGAGUGACACAGUCCCUCAGGAGUCCGCCACCCACCGCCGGGCCUUGAAUGUUGCAAAGAGCUGCUCCUGCGAAUUUGUAUUCUUUGCAGUGUCAAACCAUCUGGGCUCGCAUAGUUUCCAGCUUGUCCGAACCACCCCUGGCGCUACUGCUAUCCAGAAAGUGAUCCUUGACAAUGAUGGGAACAACAACUAUUCAGCCCGGCUUCAAGCCUACCUAACCCGUGGUAGUAUCAGCCAGGUUGCUGCUGCCAAAUAG